Molecule: messenger RNA, 1749 nt
Organism: Trypanosoma grayi
Lineage: Eukaryota; Euglenozoa; Kinetoplastea; Trypanosomatida; Trypanosomatidae
Product: putative ecotin
Exons: 1
Coding region: 1-1749 (582 amino acids)
Source: RefSeq, a predicted model, not a curated record
AUGCUCAAGUACUUCUUCGUACAUUUCAUCUGGCUCCUGUCGCUGAGUGUGCAGCUCGUCCGGGCGAUGGGGACCGGAGCAGAGUGGAUCAUACGUGCCAUCCGCAUGCUUUGCUUCAUUCUGCUGGUGGCGCGCUACUUCAUGGGCCACUGGUGGUGGUAUAUCACCUCGCCUAAUAUCAUCCGCGGUGUCGCGUACCGGUCCUCACCUAGUGUGAAGCGCCAAAACAUUCUCAAAGUCAUCGGCGAAGAGAAGCGGGGUCAUCGGGAGUCUACGCAGCGAAGAAUAAGCCUGGGCGGCUUGUUUCACCGCAAAGGUGGGGAAGAAUCCUCGGCGCAUGUAACCGACAACAUGGGGGAGGACGCUGUGGAUCAGGAAAUCAUGCAAUGUGCGUCCCUCAACAUUAACCCGGCUGACGGAAGUCGCAUCGACGGCAUUCCCUGCUCCUCUUCCGCGGAACUUCUGGAUGCGAUCAGCGAGUUGCUGCACGAGGGGCACAACAGCAGCAGCGGCGAAUUCACCUUGUCGGCAGCAGAAGAUUUGAACCUGCAAGCAAGGGCCCAGCUAGAUAUUAUACUGCCGGUGCCUUUAGACUCACUCUUGCAGUCACUUUCUUACGCAAGGUCUAAUGCCAAAUUCGGGCGCAAGAAGUUCCCCAUUGUGAUCUCCCUCAACGGUGGCGCGUGGAUCAUUGGUAGCCACUUGUGGAGCUCUCUGAUCGGGCGACUUCUUGCCGCACGUGGGUAUCUUGUGUUCUGCCCCGACUACCGCAACUUCCCGCAGACAGACAUGGAGGGUAUGGUGCUCGACGUGUCGGAUGCAAUUCGGUGGGUACUUCGGAAUGCCGAACGCUACAAUGGCGAUCUGGAGGAUGUCACACUCAUCGGCCAAUCUGCAGGUGCACACCUCACAAUGAUGUCGCUUCUAUCGCAAGCGCAGUUGCACGCGCAAGCCGCUGGGGGUGGGCCACCGCCAUCCAAUAUGGCCUACAACGUCCCGCGGUACAAUCCCCGCCUGUCCAUUCACCGGUACAUUGGACUGAGUGGAAUUUACAAUGUGCGCGGGCUUGUGACGCACUUCCACCGCCGCGGGUUGUACCGCAAAGUGCUGUACGAGAUGGCGGGUGGUCGCGCCAACCUGCCGCGAUACUCGCUGAACUCCUACUUUGAAGAGCGGCGAAGCGGUGACACGGGAGAGGUGCUGCCAAACAACAUCUUUGACUUUUUCCCGCGUCGCAUGUUCUUCAUUCACGGCGACGCCGACUGUAGCGCUCCCGUAUCGGAGUCCGCGAAUCUUGCCUUCGUGAUGCGCAACGCANGUCGCAUGUUCUUCAUUCACGGCGACGCCGACUGUAGCGCUCCCGUAUCGGAGUCCGCGAAUCUUGCCUUCGUGAUGCGCAACGCACAGCGUGACCGCAUGUUGUCCCGAAUCGCCAGCAAGGAAAGACUCUCGAUGCUUAGCGGGACGCAUCUGUCCCUCUCCGCGGAUAACAGCGCCAUUGUGCGCAACGGCGGUCCUCCCUCAGCCAGCGCCACCGUGGAGAUGGGGGCUGUGCCGGAAGGGAAACUUCCAUCGUUGUAUCUCGCGGAGCGCUCCGCUCUCAGCAAUGUGGACUCCACCGACCUUGUGGACAUUGAAUGGCUAAUGAUCCCAGACGCAUCACACACUGACCCGAUCGUAGAGGAGAUUCUGCUUGAGGGCCGCAGCUGUUGUGUUGAAUNUAAUGAUCCCAGACGCAUCACACACUGA